UUUUGCAAGGGAGCAUGAAGCCACUGAGCCUGACGUGCUGGUGGCUGGGACUGCUGGCUGCCAUGGGAGCCGCUGGCACUGGCAGCCCGGAGGACGGCUUUGAGGGUGCCUCCACGGAGGAGGGCUCGCCCAGGGAGUUCAUUUACCUCAACAGGUACAAGCGAGCGGGCGAGUCCUCGGACAAGUGCACCUACACCUUCAUUGUGCCCCAGCAGCGGGUCACGGGCGCCAUCUGCGUCAACUCCAAGGAGCCCGAGGUGCUCCUGGAGAACCGCGUGCACAAGCAGGAGCUGGAGCUGCUCAACAGUGAGCUGCUCAAGCAGAAGCGGCAGAUCGAGACGCUGCAACAGCUGGUGGAGGUGGACGGCGGCAUCGUGAGCGAGGUGAAGCUGCUGCGCAAGGAGAGCCGCAACAUGAACUCGCGCGUCACGCAGCUCUACAUGCAGCUGCUGCACGAGAUCAUCCGCAAGCGCGACAAUGCGCUCGAGCUCUCUCAGCUCGAGAACCGCAUCCUCAACCAGACGGCUGACAUGCUGCAGCUGGCCAGCAAGUACAAGGACCUGGAGCACAAGUACCAGCAUCUGGCCACGCUGGCCCACAACCAGUCAGAGACCAUCGCGCAGCUCGAGGAGCACUGUCAGAGGGCGCCUGCUGCCAGGCCCAUGCCCCAGCCGCCACUGCCGCCUCUGCCCGCUGCCCCACCACGCGCCUACCAGCCACCCACCUACAACCGCAUCAUCAACCAGAUCUCCACCAAUGAGAUCCAAAGUGACCAGAACCUCAAGGUGCUGCCGCCCCCUCUGCCCACUAUGCCACCCCUCACCAGCCUCCCCUCCUCCACAGACAAGCCGUCGGGCCCGUGGAGAGACUGCCUGCAGGCCCUGGAGGACGGUCACGACACCAGCUCUAUCUACCUGGUCAAGCCCGAGAACACCAAUCGUCUCAUGCAGGUGUGGUGCGACCAGAGGCACGACCCUGGGGGCUGGACAGUCAUCCAGAGGCGCCUGGACGGCUCUGUCAACUUCUUCAGGAACUGGGAGACAUACAAGCAAGGGUUCGGGAACAUCGAUGGCGAGUACUGGCUGGGGUUGGAGAAUAUUUACUGGCUCACGAACCAAGGCAACUACAAGCUGUUGGUGACCAUGGAGGACUGGUCUGGCCGCAAGGUCUUCGCAGAGUAUGCCAGCUUCCGCCUGGAACCUGAGAGCGAGUUUUACAGGCUGCGGCUGGGACGUUACCAUGGCAACGCGGGCGACUCCUUCACCUGGCACAAUGGCAAGCAGUUCACCACUCUGGACAGAGACCAUGACGUCUACACAGGAAACUGCGCGCACUACCAGAAGGGCGGCUGGUGGUACAACGCCUGUGCCCACUCCAACCUCAAUGGGGUCUGGUACCGUGGGGGCCACUACCGCAGCCGCUACCAGGACGGAGUCUACUGGGCCGAGUUCCGAGGAGGCUCCUACUCGCUCAAGAAGGUUGUCAUGAUGAUCCGGCCCAACCCCAACACCUUCCACUAGUUCAGCUCCCUCCUGAGCGCCCGGCCGCACGCCAGCUGCCCACC
Ochotona curzoniae (black-lipped pika) is the source of this 1564-nucleotide messenger RNA. It is a transcript of the gene ANGPTL2, whose product is annotated as angiopoietin like 2. Bases 15 to 1520 code for a protein of 501 amino acids. The record is from RefSeq and is a predicted model, not a curated record. Lineage: Eukaryota; Metazoa; Chordata; Mammalia; Lagomorpha; Ochotonidae. The transcript has 4 exons.